CCGCCACGGUGCCCUGCUCUCCUCCCCGCUCACCACCGCACGCCCCCACCCCGGGUCGGCUGGCCUCCGCCGCGGCCGGGCGUCCGUUUCCCCACCCCCACCCCCUCCGUAGCUGCGCUACCGGGGGAAACGGAAGAAAGCGCGAGCCAUGGAGGGGAACCGGGAUGAGGCGGAGAAAUGUGUGGAGAUCGCCCGGGAGGCCCUCAACGCCGGCAACCGUGAGAAGGCCCAGCGCUUCCUGCAAAAGGCGGAGAAGCUCUACCCACUGCCCUCGGCCCGCGCACUAUUGGAAAUAAUUAUGAAAAAUGGAAGCACUGCUGGAAAUAGCCCUCACUGCCGAAAACCAUCAAGUUGUGGUGAUCAAAACAAGCCCAAUUGUACAAAGGACAGCACAUCUGGUAGCAGUGAAAGUGGAAAGGGCUAUACCAAAGACCAAAUAGAUGGAGUUCUCAGCAUAAACAAAUGUAAAAAUUACUAUGAAGUACUUGGAGUUACCAAAGAUGCUGGUGAUGAAGAUUUGAAAAAAGCUUAUAGAAAGCUUGCUUUGAAGUUUCAUCCAGACAAAAACCAUGCACCUGGAGCAACAGAUGCUUUUAAAAAAAUUGGAAAUGCUUAUGCUGUUUUAAGCAAUCCAGAAAAACGAAAGCAGUAUGACCUCACAGGCAAUGAAGAACAAGCGUGUAAUCACCAAAACAAUGGCAGAUUUAACUUCCAUCGAGGUUGUGAAGCUGAUAUAACUCCGGAAGACUUAUUUAAUAUAUUCUUUGGUGGUGGAUUUCCUUCAGGUAGCGUACAUUCAUUUUCAAAUGGACGAGCUGGUUAUAGCCAUCAACAUCAGCAUCGACACAGUGGACAUGAAAGAGAAGAAGAAAGAGGAGAUGGCGGUUUUUCUGUGUUUAUCCAGCUGAUGCCCAUUAUUGUAUUGAUCCUCGUGUCAUUAUUAAGCCAAUUGAUGGUCUCUAAUCCUCCUUAUUCCUUAUAUCCCAGAUCUGGAUCAGGACAAACUAUUAAAAUGCAAACAGAAAAUUUGGGUGUCGUUUAUUAUGUCAACAAGGACUUUAAAAAUGAAUAUAAAGGAAUAUUAUUACAAAAAGUGGAAAAGAGUGUAGAAGAAGAUUAUGUGACUAAUAUUCGAAAUAAUUGCUGGAAAGAAAGACAACAAAAAACAGAUAUGCAGUAUGCAGCAAAAGUAUACCGUGAUGAUCGGCUUCGAAGGAAGGCAGACGCCUUGAGCAUGGACAACUGUAAAGAAUUGGAGCGGCUGACCAGUAUUUAUAAAGGAGGAUGAACUGGGAUUGUAUUUAUACCUUUUAGCGUACUCUUUAUUUUUUCUGUAAGUAAGUUUAGUUUUAUCAUGAAAGCUAAAGAAAAAGAUUGGAUGUUAAAAACUAAACUGAAUAGUUGGUCCCUGAAAUCUUGGACUGUUUAUGACCUACUGACUCCUUUAAUUAGUAGGGAACUGAAAACUAAAAUUAAUGUUUUAGUUACGCUUCUGGCAAUUAUUUUCACUUUAAAAGCUUAUAUUGUUCCUAACUAAAAAUGUCUUGAGAAAGGAUUAUCACACCUGUAGCCGUUUCCAGUUUUAGUGAUUCUUCAUGUUUCCUUUGGUCAUGUAAAUAUUUAUGGAAUGAUCAUUUUGUGCACAUAUGGGUUACUGCAUUUUUAUUUAAAUUCUUUUAGCAUUUAAUUCCAUGAGACACUUUAGUUUAAACUGAUAGAAUACAUGGUCUGUGACAAAAUUACGUUCUUCUUGUCAGAUGUCAAAUGGUUGUGGAGUUUAAGCAAUGAAACUUUUUCAAAAAGAAAAGAAACAACAAAAAGCUAUUUAACUGUGUAAAUCUUGUAGCAUUAUCAGCUUAGAGGGAAUUGAUAUUUUUAAUAUUGCCAUUAUAUUCCAGAAUAUAUAUUGAGAUACAUGAACUGGUGUAGAGUAUCAGUUUGCUAUUUAGUUUUAUGAAUUGCUAAGCCAUGCAUAGAAAUGAAAUGCUAUACUGAUAGAUUUUAAAGAAAAUAUGAGGAAAUGGCUAUGUAGAUAUUAAACAAAAAUGGUCUUCAACAGUAAAUUGAAGUUAUGUAAUUUGCAAUUCCAGUAAUUCAAAGGCCCCACCACAUGUUUCUAUCUCUGUCUUUAAAGGCUGCUAAGAUUUAUGAAGAAGAGGACCCACCUGUUUUGCCCCCCUUGGAAAUUUUAGUUUCAUCUUAGUGAUCAUUUGAGCAGGAUCCAGAGUAAAUGGGUUCUUCUACAAAUGAGUAAUAAGAGAAAAAUACUACAAAAUCGAAGCUUUGUGCCUUUUAAUCUGAUUGCCAACUCUUAAACAUAUAAGUAGAUUACAGCACACUUACUUGAUCAGAGCAUGAUCUAUUUGGCCACGUGCAACAGUGAGCAGAAAUAUAGCAGCAGGUAGAAUAGUGAUUUAUAGCAAGUUAUCCUUACAAAAUUCUGAGCUAAAAACUAUUUGCCAUUGAGAAUUCAAUUAAUCUUAUAGGAGUAAGCUCUCUGUAACUCAAUCCAUAAUAUAAAUUAGAAAAAUAAGCUGGAAAUUGAAGUUUUUGGUGCCUGUAUAUUGAGUAUGAAACUAUUUGAUUUCUAGUCUUCUAUGUUUAUCAGUUCUAAUCUUUUAAUGAUUUUGCUUCAUACUCAGUUAAUGGAACACAAAUGCAUCUUUGGUAAUUUUUUGUAUGUGUGAAAGCAUGCUAGUUCUAGUGGUAGUAUUCUUUUGUUUAGAGAUUUUUUUUUUCUGACUGUAGUUGAUUUUAUAGCAUUUGUUGAAUAAAACUGCUAUAAUGUCCAUUCUCUUUAAAAUGUUCUCUUGUAUCCCCCUUUCCAGGUGAAAUCAGUAAAAAUAUCUGAAUGAAUUAGUGAGUUACACUAAACAAUAUACUGCCCUAGGAAAACUGGACAGCUUCACCAGUUUUCUUUUAGAAAUGAAACUUUUAAAUUAAAAAAAAAAAAGAGCAGUGCUUAAAAGAAAAUACAAAUUUAAAUAUGUUCUUGAGCCUGCAGAAUGAAUUUUUAGAAAAUAAGUUCAUAGCAUUCUCACUUCAAAAAUUCAUAUACAUCCGAAAACUUACAAAACUUUAAAUGAAAAAAUUUCAUCCAUUUAUUUUUCCACUUAUAAUGGGAAAUUUACACUACUGUGAUUGACGCUAAUGUGAAUUGAACUCCUGUUGAGUGAUUCUUUUUCCCUUAAUCUUGGCUUUAUAAGGAUAGAUGAAGUUAUCAAGUUAAGUGAAGUUAUAGAUUAUAAAGUCAUAUAUGGCUUUUGGACAGUAUUAUAUUUCCGUUGCUGCAUUCCAUCACAUUUCGUAAAAUGUUUGGGAAAAUGUGUUUGAUAAAAUAAAAUUUUCAAACAACUGUGAGAAAUAACUGAUUGAGUGCCUGAUAAUUUAAACCACAUACAAAGUAUGCAAGGAAAGAUUAAGUCUUCAGUGUCAUCUAUAUUUUGGUGUAAAGGCCCAACCAAGUAGUCUGAGAAUUUUGUGUUAAUUCUAAAAAGUAAGAUUUGACCUGUCUUGAGAUUUAAGGUUUUCAUGUGUGCUGUUCUUACAAUAAAAAUCCCAACAUUUUGCCAUCUUAUUUUUACUACAUGAGCUUUGCAAUUUCAUUUGAUAAGUUGUACUGUUCAUUUUAACCAUUGCCUGAAAGCUCUCAGUCUUUUAAUGCUGCUUUACUAGCCUUUCAAACUGGUAUUUUAGAAGUUUGGCAGCAACUAUAUUUAUUAAUGCUUUACACUUUUAUCUCUUUUUACACAUACAUAUGAAUGUUGUCCUUGUGAGGAUUUGGUGGAAAGUAAAUAGUACCUUUUCUCCUCCUUUUUUGGUUCCUUAGUUCCGAAGUAGACUGGUGCUAGUCGCUUAUAAGCUUCAAAAUUUGUUUUGAUCAAAUCUGAGAAUUUCAUUCUCAAUGAGAAUAAUUCAAGUUUUAAUCCAUCUAAUAAAAACAAUAUAUUUUGGGAACAAAUUUCAUUUGAAUGCUUAAAUAAGUAUUUGUUUCAUAAUCACUGCAUUUUUCUUUAUAAUUUACAGAGAUUUGAUAGACUAAUAAAUCCUUAAGGCAUGUAUAUUGCCAGUGCAUUAAGCCACUCUACUUUUGUGUCAGCUCAGGUGUUCACAGGAACAGGAAUGUAGAGGUCCAGCCCUUUACUGUGAUUGCACUUUUACGCUCAAGUUUUCUUCUUGUUAAAUCUUAACUUCACUAGUAUUUAAAAUAGUGUAUAGUGAGAGAAAUGAUUACCCUCUCCAAUUUUUCUUUGUUGAUCUGUAAUAGUUUUAAAUGCAGCUGUUAUAUUUAAUAACUGUGACAUAUUAUUAAUGCAUUCCCAUAUAUUUCCUUAAAAAAAAAAUCUCCCACAUGUUAAAACAGUGAAAUAUUUUUUGAUGUUGACCUGAGAACCAAAUGAGCCAUCUUUCCAGUUAAGUAAGUGUUACGUCCAUAUGGUUCAUAGGACCAUAUGGUUCAAAAGGAGAAUCUGUGCAUUUAUUCAGCUUCCCCACAUGAAGCUUAGGUUCAUGUUACCAUCUGUCUUCAUCCUGAGUGAAGCAAACUGAAAGGGCAUUCAUAAUCCUUUUUCUUAUCUGAACAGGAAAACUUCUGAAAACGAACAAUUAAUCAGAAUUUUAAUCCUUACUAAAUAGCUAAAAAAUGUGUCUAUUGGCUACAUUGGACUAUUGCCUAGUUAAAAUCUGUAAAAUUCUCUAUAAACCAAUGAAAAAGGAAAGAGUAUAACAGUAACCUACAAAACUUUUUAAGUUCUAAUUUGUAAUUACAAAGAAGUGAGUAGAAAGGAUCUUCAAGGAAUUCUUGCAUGUCCCUUUAAUAAUCUGACAGGCAACACAGUCCUAGAAUUCAGGCUUCCUUUUUGGUUUCCAUUACUAUUAGAGACACUUUCAUAUAAAUGGAAACAUUUUCCCUCAAAACAGUACUUCAAAACAUACUCCUUAUAUUAAGGAUUAUAUAACCACGUUUUUUGUAAGUUCUCUGUGUGUAACUUUUUCCUGUUGGUACGUGAUUCGUUCUCAUUUAAUUUUAUUAUCUGCUGGUUUUGGGGCCAAUGGACUUGUGAAUAUUCUGUGGAUGUGUCUAUGUAUAGGUGUAUAUAUAUAUAUUUUUCCAGCUAAUACCUCAAAUGUGUGAUUGUUUAAUAUAUACCACACUAUGUUUGCACAAAGCAGGGCUUCCAUUAGUAGUGGAUAUUCUUAUUUCUAACUUUGAAAAUCAUUCCACAGAAUUUCAUUGGUGUGAAUUCUUUGCAUUGAUCCUUUUCAAAUUUUACAACUGAGAUUCCUAUUAGAAGGCCCAUACUUCAAAAUAUAAUUGUAUGUUUCUGUCUCUAGCAACGGAACUAUGUAGGGGUAAGAAGUGUUUCUCAAAGUGUCUAGUUUAGUAAGUUAUUAUGAACAAUUGGGAUUAUUGGUUGCCAAGCUGUCAAGCUGUCUCGUAACUGCACAGCGAUGACACCCGGCAUGAAUUUGAGCAAGUCUUACUCACUUUGGCACAGGAGUCGGGACAUUCCAGUCUGAUUCUACUUUGCCAUUUAAGAGUACCACUAAAAUAAUAGAGGUUUUCCGGUGACAUUGGAGUAUUUUAAGCAUCAAUUUCAAAAUGAAUUGUUUUUGAGUUGGCUGUCUAUACCAAUGAUAAGAAAGAAACUCACACAUAAGUUAUAUUUUGUAAUGUAUUUAUAUUAAGAAAUGCUUCUUACCUAUUUUUGUUUUGUUUUCAUUUUUUCAAUGGCUACAUAAGACUUUCUUCCAUUUAAGGUUUAAAUCAUGUGUUUUUUAAAAAGCUGCGGUAAUUUUCAAGGUGUGAUGAAAUUUUAAUGGAAGCCUUGUGUAAGUUAAAUGAAAUGAAACUGGUAAAGGAGAUCUUACUUUGUCUAUAGUGCAUUUAAGAUUAUAUAAUUAGAUUUAAAAAUGUCUGGUUUGUAAAAUACUUAAUGUGGUAUCAGACUUAUAAAAUAAAAUUUUCUGUGUGAGAACUCUGUUAAAGAAACUGCAUUUGAUUUUUAAUGAAUGUUCUGCUGAAUGAUUUGUGAUGAAUUUUUGUCUUUCAGUCUCUGCAGUUUAUCUCAAUAUAUGAAUAAAAAGGUCUGUUCUCACUGUGAA
Enhydra lutris kenyoni (northern sea otter) is the source of this 6105-nucleotide messenger RNA. RefSeq names its product DnaJ heat shock protein family (Hsp40) member B14. The transcript is spliced from 8 exons. Gene Ontology annotation, cellular component: endoplasmic reticulum membrane. The record is from RefSeq and is a predicted model, not a curated record. The coding region runs from base 149 to 1288 and encodes 379 amino acids. Gene Ontology annotation, biological process: cellular response to misfolded protein. Gene Ontology annotation, molecular function: Hsp70 protein binding. Lineage: Eukaryota; Metazoa; Chordata; Mammalia; Carnivora; Mustelidae.